UGACCGCAAUGUGACUCAUGACGUCGAGAUGUACCAUGUACUUUCUGUUAGCUGCCCAGACCGGAAGUAUCGCCAGCAGCCAUCUGGUUGUCAGCCCUUCGGCCCUGUCUCAGGUCAGCAGUGAUCAUUUUGCUUUUUUAAAAAUGUCAAGAACUAAUCGGAUCGUAAAUAAUUCGGAGGUACGCCAUCGUGAUGUGUUCUGCGGGACGCGGGAUCGAGGCGGGUGUCGGUGCCAGCAUGAGGCUGCUGUCAGACCCGCACACAGCGAGCAGAAUGAUUUCAGGGGAAGAGAAAGACCACAUAGUCAUUCUGUAGCAGAGCCACAGGCAGCAGCAGGACCUGCGCCAGAGACUCCUUUGGUGGACGACUGCGAGAAGCUGGGCACACUUUUCGGGGAGCUCAAUAAGUGUUUGAGGGGCAUUGGUUUUACCCAGCUUUACUUUGGAGAGAAGAUCGUGGAGCCCGUAGUCGUGCUGGUGUUUUGGCUGCUGCUCUGGUUCCUGGGUAUCCAAGCCCUCGGUCUUGUGGGAACUCUAUGCAUUAUUAUCAUUUAUAUCCAGAAAUAACAGAUGUGAAGCCGGACAGACACAUGAAGGUUCAUUUGCCACUCACAGCCAGUGCCAGUGAAAGAGAGGAGAGACUCCUUUGUACAAAAGAUGAGCUACGUGAAUGUCAUUUGAAAGUUUUACCUGGUCCGUAUAGUUGCGUCUGUGUCAUUUGCCUUCUUUUUAUGUGGGUAUGCACAAGAGGGUGAGUAAAUGAAGAUAAUCAGAGGAUUUACUUUAACUACUGGAAUGAUUCCUCCAGUCUAUGUGAACUGUGUAUUCGCUGUGAAAGGUACUUGUGAAAAGCAUGCUUCCCUUCAAUAUUUGCAUUGACACAAUGGUGCAUAUUGAUAUGCAGACUAUCAAAGGACAAAGAGCAUUUCUAUAACCAGUUUCUAAUUACAGUGGUACAUAUCAGUUAUACGGUCGUUGCCGUUGUUGAAUGUAUUACUUUUAUUCGCCCAGGUGUCAGUCCUGCAUUCUCCACGCAAUUGCACUAGAGGGCAACCUUCCUCAUUUUCCCCUAAACAUGUCUUGGGAAAUAUACCAGGGAAUAAUAAUCAUCAUUCAGUGUUAAAACUUGAAUGUGUUUAUACUACUGCAUGUGAAUGUUUUGGGGCUACUGGGAUAACUUUGGGUCACCUCUGAAAGUAUGAAUUAAAUAAAAUGCUCCAAUAGUCUGAGCAGAGGAAGAAACUAGUAAAACCAAACCUUUUAUGAUAAAAGAUCUAUAUUAUGCACUGUAAAUCAUAUUUGGUAUUUUUAUUAGUUGAUUUUACUGUAAUCUGCCCAUGUUGCCUGUUCUUUUCAUAUAUUCAUGUUGCAAUAUCAGUAUAAAAAAAUCAAAAGGGUAAUUUCAUAACGGGGAAAUAUUUAGUAUGCAAAUUUUGCUACAAUAGAACAUGUUGUAUGACCCAUAUUCAGGAUCAGAAGUAUGAAAAGGUCUGUUUUUAUUGUACUUAAGUGUUUUCUUUAUGAAUUAUUACAUGUCAAAAAUUAUUGAACAAACUCUAACUUUUUAAGCAAGGUUAAGCUGCUCUUUAUGUAACUGUGAACAUCUUUGCAAGAUGACAUUACUUCAUUUUCAUGAAAAUCGUGUUAGAUUAUGAUUAUAAAAUGCCAAAACUUUGCUUUUACGUUUCUUUUUCUUUUCAGUGUUAAUUAACAUCUUCUGUGCCAUAAUUUAAUUUCACCAACGUUUCAUUUACUGUAUGCCACAAUGCUGUACUUUUGGGUGGUGGUGGGUUGUUAGGACUUUGAUUAAUUUAUUUUGAAAGAAUUUAUAUUUUAAAUCAUUCUGCAAUGUAUUUGAACUUUAAAACUGGGUUAUCAUAAUAAAAACUAUUGUUAUUUU
This is a messenger RNA of Sinocyclocheilus anshuiensis, 1899 nucleotides long. RefSeq lists its product as uncharacterized. The coding region runs from base 18 to 566 and encodes 182 amino acids. Gene Ontology annotation, cellular component: intracellular membrane-bounded organelle. The transcript has 2 exons. The record is from RefSeq and is a predicted model, not a curated record. Lineage: Eukaryota; Metazoa; Chordata; Actinopteri; Cypriniformes; Cyprinidae.